CCAGUCAAGAAGUCUUUGUUUUCUUUUGGUAUUUAUGUGAGUUUUUGCCGUUUGCAACUUCUGUCAUCUUUAAUUUUCUUCUGGUUGUCAUUUGAUUCAAAUAAACUAUUUUAAAUAAGCUAUUUUAAAUCAACAAUCUUAAUUUCUAUUAUCUAUUUCUCGUGGUGAAAGUUUCAUGUUUUAAGAAUUUCCAGUAAUUUUUUUGCAACAUGGAUCAAUUGAUAAACCCAAUAGUUUUGAAAGAACUCGCCUGCAGUUGGAUUAAAGAAGACUGUCCAAAUUUUGACUUUCAUCCAAUCAUAAAUGGAACACGCACUGGUAUUUUCAAUAUUUUCUGUAAAGCUCAAGCUAUUCUAGCUGGCAAACCUUUUAUUCAAGCAAUCUGUGAUCAACUAAACCUGAAUAUUGAAUGGCUUGUCGAGGAAGGUGAUAUAGUCAAUGGAUUUCAAGACCAUGGAGUAAAAGUCGCCUCUUUAACGGGUCAAAUCAGUAAUCUACUGCUGGCUGAAAGAGUCAUCUUAAAUGUUCUGUCUCGAUGUUCAGGUGUCGCGACGCAAGCCAAUCGUAUCAAGGAAAUUAUUCAAUCAAUUGAUGAUAAAGUUGUUCUUGCUGGAACCCGCAAAACUACUCCUGGUUUUCGGCUGGUUGAAAAGUAUGGACUGUUAGUGUCUGGUGCUCUGACACAUCGAUAUGAUUUGAGUUCUAUGGUUAUGAUAAAAGAUAACCAUUUAGAUAUUGUUGGUGAAGCAUUGCCUGAUUAUAUUGAAUCAGUUCGGCGUUACUGUGGAUUUUCUAGCAAAAUAGAAGUUGAAUGUCGAAAUUUCGAAGAGGUUAAAAAAGUUGCACCCCUCGGAGUAGACAUAAUCAUGUUGGACAAUUUUGAGCCAGACGCAGUUAGACAAUCAGCUAACUGGAUCAAAAACAACUAUCCCGCCAUUUUGGUUGAAGUUUCUGGAGGUAUAGAUGAAGACAAUCUAGAGGAUUAUGUUUGUCCUACAAUAGACGUUAUCUCUAUGGGCACAUUAGUUCAAGGAUACUCAACUAUUGAUUUUUCAAUGAAAUUUGAAAAAUUCAAGAAUUCAUAGAAAGAAAAAUUUCCGCACAACGAAGAUGUGUGAUGCACAGACGAUGACUUAAACGCUGGAUUGAGCUAAAAACUAAACAUACAUUAUUCAAAAAAUUUAAUCCAGGUACUUCAAGAAUAACCUAAGCAUCGGCAACUAGAUAACAAUAUGAGAUUCUGGUUCUAAUCAAUAAAAUUUUAUGAAUUAUCGGAACAAGGUGUUAAAAGGUCACAUUAUUGUUAUCAAUCAAAAUUUGAAGACAUGAAGAAAUGAAAAAUUGACCAGAUCAAGAAGUAAUGGCGAAAGAAACAAGGCGAAGAAAUGAUCAAAGAAAUUCAAUCUUGAAACCAGAAGGGUUAUCAAUUUAUCUAUUAUAGCUACUGAUCAUAAUUAAUGUAAUUUUUGCUGUGGAAAUUCAAUCAAGAGUUAUCAAGGAGUACUCUACAUACAAUUAAAAUGCAGCUGAAUAAAUAUUUGCUGACUUAUUUAA
Molecule: messenger RNA, 1554 nt
Organism: Tetranychus urticae (two-spotted spider mite)
Lineage: Eukaryota; Metazoa; Arthropoda; Arachnida; Trombidiformes; Tetranychidae
Product: nicotinate-nucleotide pyrophosphorylase [carboxylating]
Biological process (GO): NAD+ biosynthetic process; quinolinate catabolic process
Cellular component (GO): cytoplasm
Molecular function (GO): nicotinate-nucleotide diphosphorylase (carboxylating) activity
Source: RefSeq, a predicted model, not a curated record